AUGAAAAAUUUAAUUUUCAUUUGCUUAUUAGCUAUGGUCUUAGCAUAGCAAGUUUAACACACAAACAAAUGUAAUGAUUGUGGAUAACUAAAAUCACAGAAUGAUUGUGAAUAAGAAGUAACAGUUACAGGAGCAUGUGAAUGGGUAGCUGCUUCAGGAACAACAGCAGCAAAAUGCUAAAAGAAAACAACAGUCGAUCCAGUUGCUUCAUUCAAACCUUAUUGUGAACUUGUUGAUAAGCCUGAAACCAACUGUGCUAAAACUUUGGGAUGUGCUUACGUUGACUCCAAAUGUACUCAUUUCACUGGAUGCCAAGCAUAUGUUAAAACUACAACAACAGAUUGCUAGGCUAUAUCUUAUUUUUGUGUUAGUGAUGGAAAUUCAUGUAUUGAGGCUAAGGAGUGUAAGGCUUACACAUAAUAAUAAUGUGAGUCUACUCCAAGUAUCUCAGGCAUUUUGAAAUGUAAAUGGGAUACAACUGCUGGAGCUUGCAGAGAUUAUGCUUGCUCAGAGGCUGAUGUUACCUUAAAUACUGAUGCUAAAUGUUCAAGCUGGUUAGCUGGUUGUGUGACUAAAGGUUAAGGUUGCGUUAAUGCUCCAAGACCUGCAUGUGCUACAUACACUGGAGAUGAUGCUGCUUGUUAAUCAUUCAUUGGAUCAGAUGGAAAUUGUGAAUUAGCAACCGGAACAACUAACUGUAAAGCAAAGGAAUGUGCAAAUGCACCAACAUCAUUAGCUUCUGAUGAUGACUGUAAGGCCUAUUAAAGAGGAUGUAUUACAACAGGAAAAGGAUGUGUUUUGGCAACAACAAAACCAUUAUGCUCAACUUAUUCAGGUGAUAACACUACAUGUGUUGGAUAUAUUGGAUCAGAUGGAGUUUGUGAAGGUGAUGCUGGAGGUUCUAAAUGUAGAGCUAGAAAAUGCGAAAAUGGAGCAUUCAAUACUGAUGAUCUUUGCAAAUAAUAUUAAAGCAGUUGUAAGACAAAUGGAAAAGCAUGCGUUUCAGCAUUAUCAGCUUGUAAUACAUAUAAAGGAACUGCCACCACUUGUGCCGUCUAUAUUGGUACCGAUGGAUAUUGUAAAGGAACAAGUACAACUACUGAAGCUGCUUGUGCACCAAAGGUUUGUGACGAAGCUCCAGAUACAACUACAACAGACGAUGCAUGUGCCAAAUAUUAAGUUGGAUGUGUUACUACAGGAAAAGGAUGCGUUACAAAGACUAACUUGAAAUCUUGUACUACUUAUGAUGGAGAUACCACAAGUUGCUAAUCUAGAGUAGGAACUGAAGGAAAAUGUACAUGGAAGAGUGGAACCAAAUGUGUUGCUAGAGAUUGUGCAUCUGCAGCAAGUAAUGUCAAUACUAACCCACUUUGUGCCAAUUAUUUCACUAAUUGUGUUACAACUGGAUCUGGAUGUGUUUCAUAAACUACAUGUGAUGCAACUGUCAAAUAAUAAAGUUGUGAAGGUACAAAUAAUUGCUCAUGGUAACCAAUUUGUACUAGUAAUACAUAAUGUAGUGAUUAUAAGAAAAAAUCAAUUUGUUUAGCAAAUUAAGCCAGAAUUAAAACAUAAGAUGGAGUAGAUGAUUCAGGAAAUCCCAAAUACAUUUAUGUAACAGGAAAAUGUGGUUGGUUGAAUAAUGCUUGCAAAGAUUUGGCUUGUUCAGAUUUAACCGGAGCUUUUUACAACACUGAUGCAAAUUGUGCAGCAGAACUAUCAACAUGUAUUAGUAAUAGAGUUGAUGCUUGCAUAACCAAAUAUGACUGUGCCAAACUUGUUGGAACAUAAUCUACAUGUUUGAGUUAUCCAGGAUAUUGUACCAAUGUCGCUUCAGCUACAGACACAACUCCUUGUGUGUCAAGAAAAUGCGCAGAUAAUACAGACGCAACAGAUAAUGCUACAUGCGCUACUUUCUUACCUGGAUGUAUUACUAGUGGAAAAGGUUGUGUUGAUUACAAUACUCCAUGCACAUCAAUGAAAGGAACUUAGGAAAAUUGCAAUAAAUUAUUUGCUUACAAGAGUGGAUCAAGUACUAACUUUACAACAAAUUAAUGCUACAAUAGUGCAAGUGCAACUGAUAGUGAUUUUUGCAAAGUUAAAACAUGCAAAUUGGCAGAAAACUAGACUGAUGGUUCAUGUGGAUCAUUUUUAGAUGGAUGUGUCUAUAAUGGAAAUGCAGGUUGUGUUGAUCCUAAAGCUGGAGACACAACUUGUGCAAGUUACACAGGUGUUGCUGCAUUCUGUGAGUCUGCAAUUGUAGGAAACAAUAGUUCAAAAUAUUGCUUUGGAACAUCUACAUCAGGUGCUUGCAAAUAGAGAGAAUGCACAGAUAAUACAACAGCCACAAAAGACGAAGAUUGUGAGGCUUUCUUGACAGGAUGCAUAGCAAAAUCUGAAGGAGGUUGUGCUGCUAAAUCUGCAAGAUAAUGUUCUGGAUAAAAUGGAACUGUUGCUACUUGUCCCAAUUUUAGCGGUGGAUUAUCUCCAUCUUGGACAAAGGUUGGAUGCACAAAAUACGAUACCUGUGCAGAUAGAGUAUGUUCAGACAAAGCAACUCCUUCUCAAGCCUCAGAUUGCACUGAUUAUAAAUCAACUUGUAGAUUCUUAAAGGCUGGAUCUCCAUGCAUUGAUGCAGCUGCUUGUACUAGUUACUCUACCCCUGAUACUGCCACUACUGAUUAAUAAAAGUUUGAUUAUUGUACAACUAUCAAAGAUAACAGUGGAUAUGUUUGUGGUUGGGCCUCAGGAACAAAGUGUGCAUCUAGAACUUGUGAUUAAUUCUUGAGCACAUUUACUACUUCAUUAACAUGCGUUACUUAUUUAUAAAAGAAUGUUUCAAGUGCAGCAGCUGAUACAUGUAAGUUAGCAGGAACAUUUUGUUAUUUACCUAAAGCAAAUUGUGACUAUGCAUUCCCCACUGGAAUUGAUACAGAUGCCAAAAAAUUAACACAAUGUUAGAAAUAUGUGAAUACAUCUGGAGUAUUUUGUUCAUUCAAAACUGCAGAUGCAACUUGUACUAAACAGGACAAAUGUGAUAAAAUAGUUUCUUAAACAUCUGCUUAAGUUUGUAAUGAUGUUUUAGGUUAUGGUGUUGGAAUAUGCUAAAAGGUGACUAACACAGGUUGCAUAGAAACUGUUGCUGCUUGUACAAGUUAUACUUUAGAUUCAACACUCAGUGAUGCAAAUAAAAAAGCAGCUUGUGACUCUUUGAAACCUGUUAAUGAUGUAGCUAAAUUUGGUUUAGGAACUGCAACAUAUACAGCAUGCACAUGGUCAACUGGUAAUACAUGCGCAGCAUACACUUGUGCUACUAUUGCCACAGCUACAAGUUAAAAAGAUUGUGACAGCAAAUUAGCAGGAUGUUAUUAUUAUUCUGGAAAAUGUUAUGCAUCAGUUACCGCUUGUCCAACAAGUUUCCCAGCUGAGUUAGACACAGAUACAAAAAAGGCUAUUUAUUGUAAGGCAAUGUUCAAAACUGGAGGCACAUAUUGUGAAAUAAAACCAGAUGGCACAGCUUGCCAAGAUGGAUCAAUUACUGAUUGUGUUCUUACUUUAUCUACUGCUUGGACUGCAGCAUCAGCUAAAUUUGAUGGAGCUACUACAACAACUGAUGCAUUUUGUGUUACAUAAUCAGCUAAGGAUAAAUCAAAAUAUUGUAUCAAAGAUGAUAAUGCCAAGUGUAAAGCAGGAACUUGUGAAAAUAUUCCAAGCCCAACCAGUUAAGCUGAUUGUGAUAUACAUUUAAUUGGAUGUGUGUUCUCAGCUAGUAAAUGUAGAACACCAAAAGUUACUGCUCUUGCUGCUGCAACAGACUGUGCUGAUACUGCUAAACUUCCCUUUGCUGAUGCUACAGGAUUGGCAGCUAGCGCAAAAACAGCCUAUUGCUAAGUUUUUUCAAAAGAUGGAGCAAGUGUUUUCUGCACCUAUGAUGAAUUCCAUGCAACAACUUAAACAGCUUGUGUAGGCGCAGGAGCCUGUGAUACAUAUGCAACAUUACCUGUUGGUGAUGCAGCUAGAUUAACUUAUUGUUUGAGUAAAGUGAAUGCCAGUGGUAAGAAAUGUGGAUUUACAGCUGGAGCCACUAAAUGCAGAGAUUUUGAUUGUUAAGACAUUGCAAGUCCAACAUCUUAAGUUGAUUGUGAUCUCUAAGCAAAUGCAUUAAAAUGUGUUUAUUACAAAGGAACUUGUGUAAAUGAUGAUGCCGCCUGUGCAGCCGUCCCCGCUAUUGGAACAACAGCAGAUGAUAAAAGAACAUACUGUGCAAAUUUAUCAGUUACUGAACCUUGUACUUAUGCCGUUGGUGCUUUCUGUGUGAAAUAGGAUACAUGCGAUAAAUAUGAUGUGACAGAUGCAACAGAUAAAGCAGCUGCAUGUGGAGCUUUAUCUGAUGGAACGAAUAAAUGCACUUUUAUCCAAGGUACUAAGUGUGUCACAUUGGAUACUUGCGAUAAAUAUGAUGGAGCACUCGGACCCGCAGCUGGUUCAGAAGAAGCAUAAUGUAAAGCCGUUAAAUCAAAAACCAAUUAUCCAUGCAUUAAAGAUACAGCUUAGAAAUGCAAAGCCUAAGCUUGUACCGAUAAUGACGCCAGUGCUGCAGAUUGUGCUAGUAAUGCUCCAGAUUGUAUCUAUUAUUCAAGUAAAUGCAUUGCUAAAACUACUUGUGGAGGUUACACAGCAUAAGGUGCUGAUGAUGCAGCCAAAUAAACAUGGUGUGAAGGAGUUACAAAUUCAUCAGGAGAUUUAUGUGCUUGGGAUGCUGCAGGUGGAAAAUGUAAAGACAGAACUUGCGGUGACAAAUCAUUCUACACAGACUUUGAUUGUUCAAGUUACCUCAAAUCUUGCAAGACAAACGGUUCAGCAUGCGUUGCUUCAACUACAGCAUGUAGUUCAAGUAACGGCUCCACAGAUUUUUGCAACCUCUUAUUAGAUGGAACAGCAAAAGAUAAAUGCAAACCAUUAGCACCAGCUACUCCAACUGCUGCAGGAGCAUGCACAAACAAAAAAUGUUAUGAUAAUGUUACAGCAACAUCUGAUUCUGAAUGUGAUUCUUAUUUGAGUGGAUGUGUCACACGUGGAACAGGAUGUAUUCCAAAUUCAGAACCAUGCACAUCAUACAGAGGAACUAAAUUGUAAUGUGAAUUAUUCAAAAAAUUCACUGGAUUAGAUGCUAAUAAAAAUCCAAUUUAUGAAUAUUGUUCUGGUGAUGCUACUAAUACAGCUACUGGAAAAUGUAAAGUAAGAACUUGCGCUGAUAACAUUACAGCCUCAUCAGAUACCGAUUGUGCUGCUUAUUUGAAAGGAUGUAUUACAAAGGGUACUGGAUGUAUUGAUGCAACAUCAUCAUGCGGUGGAUUUAAAGGAGAUUAAGCUACUUGCGCUAAAUUCUUGGGAAGUUCAGGAAAGGAUUAUUGCUGGAAUACUUCAACUGCAUUAGCUACAGCUGUUUGCGCAAAGAAGAAAUGCAGUGAUAUUGCUGGUAAAAACAAUAAGGAUUGUAAUGAUGGUAUGCCACCCUUCAAGACUACAGAUGAUCCUUUCUGUGUCUACGAUGGAACUGGUUGCAUUGAUUAUGGAAAGAAUUGCAGUACCUUCAAUGGAACUGAAGAAACAUGCCCAACAUAUUUGGCUAAAGAUGGACCAUGCAAAGCUACCACAGUUGGAACAAUCAAGGGAGCAUGCGCUAAGAGAGUAUGCACAGAAGCACCAAAUACACUUGCAACUGAUGCUGAUUGCUAGAAAUAUCAUAAGGAUUGUGUAACAACAGGUUAUGGAUGCACAGCUACUAAGAACUGCAGUAAUUUGACAUCAUAAGCUGCUUGUAAAUUAAGAGCAGAAUGCACAUGGGCCAAUUAAUGUACAGCUUCUAUUACCACUUGUGCCACUUAUAAUAACACCAGUUACUCAUAAUGUACCAAUUCUAAAGUCAAUGGUAAAUUCUGUGCUUGGACUGAAUCUAACUCAACAUGCAGAGCUUAAGUCUGUGAAGAUUAACCAGCAACAAUCGCUUCUCAUGCCUAAUGUUAAAGCUUUGCUGAUAAUUGUACUACAUCUGGAGCUGGUUGUUUGACCAUUACAACAUGUCCAUCAUACAAGACUUAAUCAAUCUGUAUUGCUGCCUCAACAACUAAGGACGGAGUAGGAAGAUGUGGUUGGGAUACUGCAACAAAUAAAUGCAGAUCUAGAGUUUGCGGUGACAAGAACGGUUUAACAGAUGAUGAAUGUAACACUUUCCUUGCUGGUUGCAAGACCAAUGGAUCAAGUUGUGUUGCUGGAGCUUCAUGUACUGAAUUCUCUAAUAAAUAAUUCUGUAUUAAAUCCAACUUUGGACCAUGCCUUUGGGUUAAUGGAUAAUGCUAUGAUUAUGACAGAUGUGAAGAUGCUAUCAAGAAGACACACACUGAAUGCUAAGGUUUCUCACCAUUAUGCACAACCAAUGGAGACACUUGUAUUCCAAUUACCAACUGUGCCAGCACAACAUUGAAGGCCUCAUGCGUCGUCGGAACUGAUGGAGCUUGCGGAUGGUUACCAACUGGAAAAUGCUAGAAGUUCGGAUAAUGCACAGAUGCAGUUGCUGCUACCAACGAUGAAUGUCUCUCAUAUGGACCAACCUGUAUUACUGAUGGAACUGCUUGUAUUGCUAAGGCAGCUUGUGGUACUUACAAGACAUAAACAGCUUGUAAUAACCUUGGAACUGAUGGUAUCUGCUAUUGGAACGCCACUGCUAAUACUUGUAAGUUGAAGGAAUGUGGAGAUGAAUAAAAGGGAACAAACGACUAAUGCAAACUUAUCUCAGUAACUGGAGGAUCAUGCACAACUGAUGGAACCAAAUGUAUCCCAUUGGCUGCUUGCUCAAGUUAUGUUGAAGCUGGAUGUUUCACAGGAACUGACGGAGAAUGUACUUUCGCAUUACCAGUUGGAGCUACUACAGGAACAAAGACAUGCAGAUAAAAGCAAUGUGAAGAUAUCACUGGAGGAACAUCAAAUGCUAAUUGUAUGGGUGUUAUUGCAGGAAAGAAUUGUGUUUCCAAUGGAACUAGUUGCAUUGCCAAGGCUGCUUGCUCAACUUAUAAGACCAUCACAUCAUGUAACGGAGGUGGUUUAGAAAACAAUAAAUCAACUGUUUGUGCUUUCACUCCUACUGGAACUGACAAAGUUAAUGGAACAUGCAAGACCUUCACCGCAUGUGCCGAUGCUACCAAAGACAAAUUGGCUUGCACAACCAACCCAACAUGCAAAUGGACUGAAAACUCAACAGGAACAACUUGUGCUAAUCACGCUUGUGAUACCUUUGCCACAGGAACUGAUUGUCAACCAAUUCCAAGCUUCGAUGGAACCUCAUCCACUGUUUGUGUUCUCUAAAGCGGAAAAUGCGCUGCUGCUGAUCCAGGAACCAUGACUGACUCCAAGAUUUGCUACACUAAAUCAGCUUACACUUAUAGUUGGAAUGUCGCUACUAAUAAAUGUGAAAGUUGUAUUUCAGGAUCUGUCAAUCCAAACAAUUCAAAUGGAACUAACAACAACACAGAUAAUGGAACAACUACCACAGACAGUGCUUACAUCUUAUCAGUUAUUUCACUCGGUCUUUUGGGAUUAAUGGCAUGAUUUUGAUUUUCAUAUUAUAUAUAGGGAAAAAUUUAUUA
This is a messenger RNA of Paramecium tetraurelia, 7640 nucleotides long. RefSeq lists its product as uncharacterized. The transcript has a single exon. Lineage: Eukaryota; Ciliophora; Oligohymenophorea; Peniculida; Parameciidae. The record is from RefSeq and is a predicted model, not a curated record.